AUGAAACAGCGCAUCACAUACAUAGUGCAUAACUCCGACACCUUCUCGCCCGAGCAACUUGAAGUCGGGGCUGACAAGCGAGGUCCCGUGUUUGCGUUGAAGGGCAUCGAGGCGGCCAAGGAACACCGUAUCACACUUGGGUUGGAUGAGCUGCCUAAGCAAUUGAAAUUCUUCUUCUCACAAUGGCAUGAAAUGCAUCUGCGAUGGCAAUCGCCCAAAUCGUACAUUGCAACACCGCCGUUUACAUCACGUGCCUCACCGGGUCUGCACGCCUUCUUUACGCCGCUGGGUGAUACGUCUGACGAUGCGUUUUGCUUGGCACUUCAUGAGUUGGUGUCGUCCGAGUUGAAAUGUUCGACUACGUCGCAGAGUGCGACAAAGGUGCCUGUGCUGUCUGAGCGGUUUGCCAUGUCUGCUUCGUUGCAGUUUUAUGGGCAUUUGGGAGAGAUUGAGGGGAUGAAGGAGGACUUGCAGCGGGUGCUUUGUCGAGGGAAAGAGAAGGGGUAUUGUGUGGAUAUGGUGGGGGAGAUUGUUACGGCAAGGUAUGUUGAUGUGGAUUACGAUACCAUCUCACAGGCGGUGGUUGUGACUGCGGGAUGGCCGCACGCACACGAGGAAGGAAGGGGAUGGACCGAUGAGAUACGGUUACCGAGUAAAGACGCCACGGUCGAGAUAGGAGUGCUGAAUCUGGAGGGAAACACUGAUCCCGAAGACAUUCAAUUCGGUGGUUUCCUGACGGUGUUGGGCGAAGACGAGAAACCAAAACCCACACGCUUCCAAACCCCAACCCGCCACUAUCCCCACGUCGCCCCCUCCAAAAACCCCACUGUCAAACCAUCUCCCCACCCCCUAACCUACACCACCAGCCUCAACCAACCCACCGGUCUCCACCCAACCCUAACCCUCACCUUCCCCGCCCAAAACCUCACCACCCCAGCCCCCGGCUGCAAACUCCACACCUACCUAACCCUCCCCUCCUACCUCUUCAUCGACCAAUACCAAUUCAACGACUCCCUCUUCCUCGCCUCCAAGCACCUCAAGCGCCUGCGCUCCCUAUCCGGCGCCACCGACCUCGAAGCCCCCGACUGGUCCGUUUCCCCCUGGGGCUCAGCCGCCUUAUUCGAACUCACAGUGCCCAAACCUGAGAAGAUAGAGUACCCAGAGGUCGAUGUCGGCCCCGACGAGAACAUCUGGGAGGGCCUACCGACGCACAAAGAGAUUCCAGAAGGUGACUGGAACGUUAGUAUUCCGCUGCAUACACGCUACUUACCUGCUGCGCCGUCUACGCAUGCCACGUUGCCGGUGCCGUGGCCGGUGGUGUUUUGGGCGUGUAGAGCCGAGUCUGGGGCGCAGCAUCCGUCGAAUCCGUUUGAUAGGGUGCAUCUUGGGUAUGAGGGCUUGUUUGGGCCCAAGACGAGGUUUAUGACUGUGCAGCCUAAAGUUGAGGGCGAGAAGGAGCUGGUGGAGUGGAUUGAUGUGCCGGUGUUGGAUACGAGGCAAGCUGGGUGGGUUAGGGCAGGGACGAUGGGAGUGGUGUUUGCGGCGUUUUUGGGGCUGUGUUGGGUGUUGUUUGGGGGUGGGGCGAGGAAGGCAGGUACGGGGAAGAAGGAAGGUGAGGGGAAGAAGACGCAGUAG
Molecule: messenger RNA, 1635 nt
Organism: Bipolaris sorokiniana ND90Pr
Lineage: Eukaryota; Fungi; Ascomycota; Dothideomycetes; Pleosporales; Pleosporaceae
Exons: 3
Coding region: 1-1635 (544 amino acids)
Biological process (GO): protein processing; GPI anchor biosynthetic process
Cellular component (GO): glycosylphosphatidylinositol-mannosyltransferase I complex; endoplasmic reticulum membrane
Molecular function (GO): mannosyltransferase activity
Source: RefSeq, a predicted model, not a curated record